AUGUCGACUUCCACCAGGGCAAGCCUCUCAGCUCUACCCGAUGAAUUACUUCUCGAAAUCCUCAGCCAUCUCUCUCACUGUGGAAGACAUGAACACAUCCGUAUUUUCUCCACUGUUUAUAACCUCGGCCUCACCAACUGGCGCCUCCGCCGUCUGAGCAAUCAACUCCUCUACUUAAGGUAUUCGUUCUACUAUGGGCAUCCGUACCUCUUCCUCCGUAUAAUAUCUACAAACCCAUAUCUCGCCUCACACCUCAAAACUAUUACUUGGGACUACUUCACUGAGAACUCGGAUCACUACUCUUAUAGGCAUCGUGGUUAUAUUUCGCCAUCCAAUGAGCUCAUCCAGAAGCUAGAUGAAGGGACGCCGUACGCUCAGCUUCUAGCGACAGAACUACCUACCUUACCAUACGAAGGCGAUGAGCGGCUUCUGAACACACUUCUCAUAUUUGCGCUUAACUUGGAGCACUUAGAAGUGUCUGAGACCUACAGAUGGGAUGACCACCUGUACUGGUUCAAUCCCAUUUUCACCCGCUCCCCACAUGCAUUCUCCCGUCUAACAUCAGCUGUCAUACAAGGACCCAUGCGAUUAGAAAACAUUACUUCACUGCUUAUCCUUCCCUCUAUGCGGAACCUUGAGCUCACCCAAGUCUGCUACAUACGGCACGAGGCGGAACCAUUCUUCGAAUGGGAGGAAGACCCCAACCAUUCCUUCACUAGUCAUCUCGAGCGGAAUGGCUCCAAUAUUGAGCAUCUCCGCCUUCGGGACUCACAUAUCAUGCUCGAUGACCUAAAACCCGUCAUGCGCGCGAUCCGAGCACUAAAAUCCUUCGAGUACAACUCCGUUUGCAACGACAUGAGCGACAUCCACCUCACAGGAUUGGAUACAUGGGCUCUAAUUAGAGACUUGGAGAAACAUAAAGAUUCGCUAGAGUCUCUGGGGCUCAGGUGCAACGACGGCAUAGUACCAGACCAAAUCAUUGACCUUUUCGACGCCCUCAAAUCUUCCAACCUUCACACUCUAGACAUCGGUCCCCUGAUUUUCUUCAACUCCGAUCCAAGAACCUACGCGUCUGCAUUUUCGGACGCCCUACCCCUAUCUCUGGAAACCCUCCGCUUCACAUUCUUCGAUUCCACACAAAUCCACUACAUCGACCCGAACCAUCACAAAUCAAUCGAGCUUGUUCUAUAUUCCAUAGCCACGAACCCGAAUACUCAGCAUUUAGCAAAGUUACAGAGAGUGGAGCUAGUUGGGUGGCACACGUGGUACGGACACUUUCCAGAGAAUGUGGAGCACAUUCAGCGUUUGUUUGCAAAGGCGGGUGUCCUAUUCUCGUCCACGCCUGCUCCUAUCGGAGAGACCGAAGACACACAAGUGGACUUAAUAUGUCGUGGAGAUGUAGAGCCGGGGUGGCUCAGUUUUGUCCUCCACGCGAGCGAUCAGGGCUUUACAAUAUGCCCAGAAGAACGUCUUGAGCCACGAUCCUCGGAAAGUACUUACGGUAGCCAUUCCCAAGAGCCCAGUGCAAGUGACCUUUCAGAUACGAGAGAGGAUAUACCUGAGGCAGAUACCAGGACUAUGUGA
Lindgomyces ingoldianus is the source of this 1584-nucleotide messenger RNA. RefSeq lists its product as uncharacterized. The transcript is spliced from 3 exons. The coding region runs from base 1 to 1584 and encodes 527 amino acids. The record is from RefSeq and is a predicted model, not a curated record. Lineage: Eukaryota; Fungi; Ascomycota; Dothideomycetes; Pleosporales; Lindgomycetaceae.